UGUAUCAUUCACAUUCAUCAGAGUAUCAAAGAAAGUGACAAAAGAAAAAGAUGUAACUAGUUAGAACCAACACCAAAGUGUGAUGAGAAAAAGAUGACAAAAAUAACUCAAAGAUAGGUUCACGGGUCACUUACUGUUUCCUCUUCUUCUUCUGUAAAACAUUAAAGAAAGUGUGCACCCCACUAGCUACAUCAGCUUCAAUUUUAACACUAUUCCAAUCCAUUUUUCUUGAAAAAGCUGCAAAUUGAAACCGCUCCCUCUCUCCUACUAGGAAUUUGUGCAGUUUAGCUGCAAAUUAUUGCCCAAAAAGUUAAAUAGCUUUUUCUUUUCUAACAGUGGCUCAUAAUAGAGAUAAUGAGCUAUGUGUUGCCGUAUAAUUAGCUUCAAAGAUCAUAUUAUUUUUCAAUAGCAAGAAGUGGCUUAUUUCAGCUCAUGGAAUCAGGUCUUUCUUGUUCUUGGCUGCAAGCCUUCUUCUUAGCAUUGGUUUUGUUCUUUAAAUGUGGAUAUGUCCAUGGAGCUACCCCAGCAGCAAAAGUUGGUAGCUUUUCAAAGGUGGAAGAUGCUGGAAACUUUCAUAUUUACUAUGGCCAGACCUUCAAAGUCAUUAAGAAUGCCGCUGAUGGGCAGAGCUACCUUCUUCUGCAGAAUAAUUCAAGGAUUGCUUCAAGAACUAAAUAUUGCACAUCAAGAAUUAAGUCAUUUGUCGUACCAUUGUCAAACUAUUCUGUUGAUACUACUUAUUUUCCAGUUUCCUUCUUAGAGCUUUUAGGUUUAGUGGAGAGCUUGAAAGGCAUAACCUCAGACAAUGUUGCUUCUCCCUGUGUGUUGAAACUAUAUCAAGGAGGACAGAUAGAAAUGUUCAACAAUAGUGAUUACCAAAAGCUUGCAGAGUUUACUUCGUAUUUCCUCAGUGACGAUGAUCAGCAAUCAGCUUGCAAUUUUGCAACUUUUGAUCCCUUUAUGGAGAAUACCCCUUUGCAGAGAGCAGAAUGGAUCAAAUUCAUGGGAGCUUUUGCAAAUGUUGAAGCUAGAGCUAAUCAAGUCUAUGCCUCAGUUAAGGAGAGCUAUUUGUGCUUGGCUAAAAUUGCCUCAACUAGGACAACAUUCAAGCCAACAGUAGCUUGGAUGAAGUAUAAAAAUGGUGUUUGGUCUUUUACACAAGAAAAGUAUCAGUUGAAGUUUGUGCAAGAUGCAGGUGGAGACAUUUUGGAUGCCAAGAACACUUACAAUAUCUCUGAUCCUGAUGACUUGGAGGAAUUUCAUGCAAUCCUAUGUACCGUGGAAGUAGUUAUUGAUGAAACACUAACCUCAGAUCCAACCAACUACACUUUGUCAACAUUUAUCCAAAAUCUAAACGUUGAAGAUCGUUCUUGUUUUUCCUUUAUUUCAAACACAAGUCUGUGGAGAUAUGACAAAAGGGUAUACAACUCUGUAGCUGUAGACUGGUAUAACGGAGCAGUGUCACAACCUCAAUUGGCACUGGCAGAUCUAGUUGAGGUUUUAUUUCCAUCUGGGAAUUACACAACAACAUAUUUUAGGAACAUUGCAAAGGGAGAAUUACCUAUAAAUAUUGGUCCGGAAAUGUGUGACAGGGACACAUCUGUAGCGAUGGAUCCUACCAUAGUAGCAUGUGGAUGAUUAUGUUUCUAGUUCAAAAAUAGGUAUAGUGUUAUAAACAAAAUAAACAGUCAACAACACUAUUCUGUUUUAUUUUUUGAAAUCCCAUUUUUUGAAUUUAGGAUCUAUACUUUGUAUUUUAUUUUAGUUAUUAUUAUGCAAUCAACUAUAGUUUGCUACACAGAUAAGAAUUUACCAGUUUCCUCUUUCUGGUAACUUUGUCUCUUGCAUGAACAAACAUGUCAUUUCCUUUGAAUGAGAGAAAGGAUUUUCAUUCCUUAUUAAAUAA
Vigna radiata var. radiata (mung bean) is the source of this 1906-nucleotide messenger RNA. RefSeq lists its product as uncharacterized. NCBI's taxonomy places the organism in Eukaryota, Viridiplantae, Streptophyta, Magnoliopsida, Fabales, Fabaceae. The record is from RefSeq and is a predicted model, not a curated record. The coding region runs from base 433 to 1638 and encodes 401 amino acids. The transcript is spliced from 11 exons.